CGCCCGUGCUCACUUCCUGAUACACCUGUUUGUCAGGUAGGAGUUAACCUACAGUCACAAGGAGCAGCAGAGAGUCUGAGUCAUGUCAGGACCGACUAUGGACUCUGCCGUACCCAAGUUCUGACUUUUUUUUUUUUUCUGUUUUCUAUCGUCACGCGAGUGAAGCUGUUUUCCCACAUUAAAAUGCGUCGAUUAUGUGGAGGGAUUGUUGCUGUGGACGGCGUGUCGUCGUCGCCGCCGCCGCUGCUGCUAUUCUGUGUGCUCUGGUGUUUGGUGCCUUGCCUGGUCUCCUCCAUCACAGUGAAUUCACCAGCAGAACUGCAUGCAUCUAAAGGGGACACUGUCGAAUUGUCCUGCACUUUCACUUCUACCAGUAGGCCAACCAGUAAGAUGACGGUCGACUGGUCCUACAGGCCCCAGAGUGGAGGGCCACCACAGACAUUUUUCCAUUUCUCUUCACGGGCGUACCUCCCACCUGAUGGUCAGUUUGCUGGUCGUAUUCAAUGGCAGGGGAGUCCUGCACGCGGCGAAGCCUCCAUUUCUCUGGUCAAUGCCACACUGAACGAUAACGGGACCUUCACAUGCUCAGUCAGAAACCCUCCCGAUGUCCACGGGUCCCCGACUUCGCACACUGUACUGACUGUCACACCAAAAGCCGCCAGUGUCCGCUUCUCCGAUGUCACCGUGCUCCUCUUCUUCAUCAUCGUGCCUUCUGUUGUCAUCACCCUCAUUCUGAUUGGACGGAUAAUCUGUCCCAAGAAAGAGCGCGGCCAGUCGAAGGCCUACAGAUCACCCAUAGAGGUCACGGAGGGGGAGGAGUACGCCGUCACCCCCUCAGCGGCUCAAGCGAAGAAGCUGACAUGCUGCGACCUAUAUUUUAUGGACUCGGAGGAUGAAGAAGCGUAUUACAACCUAAAGAAGAGGCCUCCCAUAGAUGAAGGCUAUGCCGAGUCUCAGUGCUAGAGAACCCCUUUUGGACCUACUUGUGCUUUUCAAAACACGUGAGGUCAAGAAUGUAAAUCCAAAUGCUGGAGUCAUGUCUUCUGUGCCACGGUCAAACAGUCACGCAGUUACGUUGGUGAUGUUUACUUUGUUGACCCUCCAUAUUUGUUCGCAUGCUCCUAAAUUUCUGAAGGCUUCCGAUGAACCAGUUUGCAGUUUUUAUACCAGUUAGUACCUCAGUACCAGCAGAGGUAUUAACUCCUCAGUGUGAGAGCUUUUGGUUUUGAUUUAUUUGACGUUAUUUCUUUUUUUUUGUGCCUGUCCAGCAUAAUUGGGUGUAAACCGACCCACAACAGGCAAACGCAAAGACCUCGUUCAGUCCUGGUAUUAACAUCUGUCCUCAAGGACCCGAUCAUGGCCAAAGUAAAGGUCUUGAAUGAGGUCCUGAUGAGUCCUGAAUGCAACCUCAGAUUUGUGGUUUGAGGCUGCAUUUGUCCACAUUCCUGCGCGUGUAAAAACGCGAUGCGUCCUCAGGACAAACUAGAGAUGCCUCCUCUGCUGAUGACGACUGACCAGCAGUCAGACUCUUAUUAGCCCUCAUACAUUCGUUUAUUUGCAGGCACCACAACAAUGUUAUCUCUGAACACCACAUUUUUUUCCUAAUAGUUACAAUUUCUUUAGUGCAAGGAGAUCUACUAAAGCUCCUCUCAUCUCACUCUCUCUCUCUCUUUGUCAGACACGCGCACAACACAAAAUAAUGUGCUGACAGUCAGACUUGUUAGAAAACAUUAUUUUCGUCUCGCAUACAGUCAUCACGUUGGCGUGUGUUUGAAUAUUACAUAAUACAGGAGACACAUCCAGGACCCAUUUCGCUAUCUGGUCGCAAUGUGAUCACUGAUGUUAAUCCCAGGCCUGAACAGGGCCAAGCACAAAAGCACUAUGUAUAUUUUUUAUACAUCUUGGAUGAUUUAAAAUGUUUGACUUUCUUGUUGUGAAGGAGAUAAGAUUUUGUUAGGUCUAAUUUAUUGCCUGUGUAAAAGUGUGGCUGUAUGAAAUCUCUUUGUUGAGCUGCAGUGUAUUGUUUCUGUUCCAUUCUAAAUAUUUUGUAGUUAAAAAAAUCAAUUAUAUAAUGUGGAACAUUAGCUUUAAUCAUGUAAUAAUAUUUAUACAUAACUGUACAUAAAGGUAUACGUUAAAUAUGUCUAUUCUUAUAUUACAAUAUAAUAUAGCAGUAGUAAAUAUGUGUGUAUUUUGGAUACAUAGCUGGUUUGUGUUUUUUUUAGAAACGUAAAUAAAUAGUUAUUAAUAAGCAGAUUAUUGUGGUUUUAAGAGAAAGAACAUGAUUUGAAAGAUGCUUCCAGUGAGUUGUUGAUAAGAAUUUGUUAAUUUGAUCAUGGUUUAGAAGGAGAUACAAUUUUUGAAAGCUCAUAGCAAACCACCAUUUUUCCCUCUGCUGUCUCUUUGUUUAGUCUUAUGCAGUAUUUAUGAAUGGGUCUCUUCCACUAUUUAUGAAUGUUCUUGAAUAUUCCUUAAAAGGCUCAGGCUGGAGUCGAAGAGCGUCAUUGCGGCGGCAUCUGUCUCAUCUAUGCAGUCGUGGGACCAGAGAGAUUUAUACAAAGUAAAAAUAAUCAAAAGCCUCCAUUGAAACACACAGAAAACAAUAGGUCUUCAUUCAGUCUCAUUUCUUUUCUGUUUCUCAUUCCUCUCAUUCACACUCUCAGCGCUUUUAAUAAUUCACACGCAGCUAUGAUGAAAACAUCAUCAUUCCCGCUUCAUCUGAACUACCAUGGUAACGACCUACUGAUGUCGGGCGGAAGAAAUAUAGCUUUUUCAGCCAAUAUAGAUCUUCUAAAUCAAUUCUUUUAGGGAGGAAUUAUGCAGAUUUUUAUUGGCCCCCCGAUGAUUGGAUAUAAUGUUAUUACAACAUGGUUUAUCACUGACGUUUACUGUCUCUGAUUCCAGUGUUUGUUUGCAUUUUCAGCUGAGAUCGAAAUCAGUAAGUGUUCAAAAAAAAAUCACAACAUUGAAAUACAAAUGUUUUCACAGCCCGGUUAUUAUUUUUAUUUAGUCACACAUGGGAAUAUGUGGGAACCGUAAAGUUCAGAAAAUGAUGAAUAAUGUUAUCAUUUUGAACCCGAGGCAAUAGAACUCACAAGCUUGAGUCUCCUAAUACUAAAAAAAAGAGUGAAUUUGUUGGAGCUGGCCGAGCGUGAUGGCUUUGCAGUGUCAGUGAAUUGCAAUUGUAUUAAUGUUCACUGCAAACGACUGAUUCUUUGCUGCCCCAUGUGGCCACUUGCACAGUAUAUUUCAGUUUUCCAGGUUCCUGUUAAGCAGAAAAGACUACCAGCGACUUUAUACCACAAUCGUAUUUUGGUCUUGGAUCCAUGAAGAAUGGCAGCUCAGUGCAGGUAGCUGGUGUGCUUCCUCGGCAUCAAACAGAUGCUGAAGGCAUCAUUUGGUGCUGACGUUGCUACUCCAUCAACCCCAUGAUCUUUUUCCUAAGCGCUGUGACAGAACUUCACAUUGAAACACUGAGCUUUCGUAUGUGAUAGACAUGCAUCUAUACUGUAGCGCUGUUUUCUGUGCCACUUUUAGAUGGCUUAAGUUGUAUUUGUGCAGUCGUACAACAAAUGGAUUUGUGCUAUUUUUCUUUACACUCCACAAGCAAAGAUUUCACAGAGAUAUUUAGUAGUGGCUUUAUUGCGAUGCUUCCCUCUCACUUUUCUCUUAUCACAUUGUUGUUCUCAUUGAUUAUCCACUGUGGUUUUUUUUCUCUCCCCAGCAAUGCUCAAUAAAAUCUGCUGCUCACUGAA
Molecule: messenger RNA, 3755 nt
Organism: Solea solea (common sole)
Lineage: Eukaryota; Metazoa; Chordata; Actinopteri; Pleuronectiformes; Soleidae
Gene: mpzl3
Product: myelin protein zero-like 3
Exons: 6
Coding region: 184-963 (259 amino acids)
Cellular component (GO): membrane
Source: RefSeq, a predicted model, not a curated record